This is a messenger RNA of Triplophysa dalaica, 641 nucleotides long. RefSeq names its product avidin-related protein 4/5-like. The transcript has 5 exons. Lineage: Eukaryota; Metazoa; Chordata; Actinopteri; Cypriniformes; Nemacheilidae. Gene Ontology annotation, molecular function: biotin binding. The record is from RefSeq and is a predicted model, not a curated record. Bases 148 to 522 code for a protein of 124 amino acids.
GCCGCCUCUUCCUGCUAAUGUACCCCUGCACUUCAUGUGUAUUAUAUUUCCUUGAUAACUUGAUCAAAACUAACACUUGCUCUCCAUUUUCUUCUGAGAGUGCUCCGGUCUUUCAACACUUGCUCAGGAAACUUUGGAAAUUGAAAUAUGGAGUCUAAAAGUUCAAAAGUGUCUGGAAAGUGGAAAAACGAACUCGGUUCUAUAAUGGAGCUGAAGGAGAAUGGGACUGGUCAAAUUAGUGGGACAUACACAACCGCUGCGGAGUUCAAAGCCAGAAACAGUCCAGGAGAAACUGCUGACCUUGUGGGCUACAUCAAUACAGCGGAGGCUAAAAAGACUACUAUUGCCUUCUGCAUGGCCUGGAAAGAAGGCUCGUGUAGUGCAUUCUCUGGCCAGUUCUUCGAUGGCAAAGGUACUGGUGUAAUCAAGACCACCUGGCUUCUGCAUUCACCUGUGGAUUGCCUCCAAGACAACUGGGAAGCAACACGUGUUGGGGAGAACACAUUCAACAGAAUCUCCUGAAAGAAAAGGAAGUGGAAAAUGACUUGAGAAACAUUUUUCAAGUUUAUUAUCAAAAUAAAGUUUGAUUAACAUUGUUCAAAACUUGAUCAAAACUUGUGCUUUUGUCUUGUUUAACAGUA